UUCUGACAUAAGCUAACAAGCGGUGGACGUAGCUAACGGUUUACAGCUAGCUUAAGGUGUUAAUUAUUUUUGGAAAAACAUAUCAAAUGCUUUAAUAUUCAACUUCGCCGAAUGGAUUUUCAUGAAGGGGAGCAUUUUCAAAAACAAUGUAGUGACCACCAUACUGGUGAAAGUGAGUAUGAUGUGGUUCUUCGGGCGGGAAGUGACCAAGCCAUGACCGGCGACCCGCGGGCACUGCGUCACCUGACGGCCAUGGAGGAGAGCUGUCGGCCGGCUCCUCACUGUGACAGAGUCCAGACAGACAUACAACCAAACAUGCGGAGGAUGCUGGGAGUGUGGAUGUUCCAGGUGUGUGAGGAGCAGAAAUGUGAGGAGGAGGUGUUUCCGCUGGCGGCGUGUUACCUGGACUGCUACCUGAGCCGCUUUGCUAUCGGGAAGUCUAACCUGCAGCUUUUAGGAGCGGUUUGCAUGUUCCUGGCAUCUAAAAUGAGAGAGACUGUCCCUCUGACUGCCAGCAAGCUUUGUAUCUACACAGACAACUCCAUAUCAUUGUCAGACAUCCUGCAGUGGGAGGUAGCAGUGGUGUCCAGGUUGGACUGGUGUCUGGCCUCUGUGGUGCCCUCUGACUUUUUGGAGCCGAUCCUUCACACACUCCCCUUUGUUUGUCCCCAUCACCUUCCAAACAUGCGUAGGCAUGUUCACUCCUACAUCGCCCUGGCAGCCACUGACUGCAGGUUUGCAGAGUUCUUACCCUCCAGUGUUGCAUGUGCUUGUGUGAGCAUAGCAGUGCAGAGGCUAAAGCUAGCGGACUCUUCCCUCAACCCUGAUUCAGUUAUGAAGUUUUUGGCCAACCAUCUGGCCAUUGACCUGAGCUCUGUCCUCCUCUGCCAUGACCAGCUUUGGGGUGUGUUGGAGCUCAGCCUGCCCUCUUGUUUCCAGAGUGUUUGCAGAUCAGGAGGGCACAGCUCAGAGAUUAGCUACACCGCUGCCGACAUUCAGGAUGUUGUAUUUACACCAGUGACAUCAAGCUAAAGCACUCCUCCCAGCCAUGAAUUGCCGAAGCGUGCUGUAAAUUUGCAUCCAUUAACUACAACAUGAAAUUUAAAUAGGAGAUGAAAUGUGUCUAAAUAAAUGCCAUUUAUACUUCCUCUAAAUAGUUGCUUAAAUAUGGAUGGUUUUGGAGAUUCCACCUUGACAUGAGUUGUUGAGCUAGUUUGAGAAAUGAUUUUUUCCAAAUGUCCAUUGUGUUGCUACAUUCUCUUUUGUUUUUGCAACUUCUCCUGAAACUUUGUUAGAAUAGAAUAGUGAUUGUGUUGUCUUUUUUAUGAUAUUAGUAGUUGAAUUGCCCUAAUUAUUGUAAGCAUUGUUUGCACAUGUUGCCUAUAUGUAUUAACUGCUCUCAUUUCUAGUGUUUUAUAAGAUCAUUUAUCUCCACAGUUCUGAUUAGAUUGAAUAGAUGUUUAUGCACUGCUCUGAAUUCCCUUGUGACUAUAAAUAAACAUAUUCAGCACACAAAAUUAAACAUUAGUCUAGAAGUCAGUGACAGAAUCAGACAGCAUUCAUUUUUAAUAUUGAUUUACUUCAAGUCACACAACAGCAUGUCAAAUCCCACAGUCAUACAACUGAUAAGCCACUAACUUUGGCAACCAUGGUUUUAGUUACUGUCAGAGAAAAAAAAAAAAAGCUUAAUAGAGCCUGAACACCUGAAACUUACAGGAUAAGAGAGAGGGAAAAUGUUGAUGAAAU
Molecule: messenger RNA, 1746 nt
Organism: Labrus bergylta (ballan wrasse)
Lineage: Eukaryota; Metazoa; Chordata; Actinopteri; Labriformes; Labridae
Gene: ccnd3
Product: cyclin D3
Biological process (GO): regulation of cyclin-dependent protein serine/threonine kinase activity; mitotic cell cycle phase transition
Cellular component (GO): nucleus; cytoplasm; cyclin-dependent protein kinase holoenzyme complex
Molecular function (GO): cyclin-dependent protein serine/threonine kinase regulator activity
Source: RefSeq, a predicted model, not a curated record